AGCGCCCUCCCCAGUGUCGAGAGCUCCUUCAUCUUCUCCUCCCUCCGUAAUGGACCUGUGCGCCGUCAUCGCGCACCUGCUCGACCUCGUGCUCUUCUGCCUCCUCUCCUAUGCCGCGUCUCGAUCUCCACUACGCACCGUGUUCGGCCUUAUAUGUUGCGCGAUCGUAGCCGUCGUCUUCGUCGUGCUCGCCAAGCAGCGUUCGUCACGGCACGCACGGAGUACCGCUACGAUAUCUACCUCUGCGCCCACGCGUCCGCGGGUGAACAUCAGUAAUACACGACGAUCCUCCAUGCCAUCCAUCCUGAAACGCCUCGAGCUCCCUCCACGGACGGUGCUCUACGACUACCUUGGCCUCGUAGCGGACACAAAGACCACACCGCGCACCGCACGGGCGAAAUCAGACCCGGACGUGAUCCUUAGGCGUCGGCCCAGUCGCGCGGCCUUCUCGUCAUGUUGAACGAACCCCGUCACGAACUUGCCACAUCUCUUAUCUCACGUUACUUAUCCUAUUCUAAUCGCCAUAUUGUAUCAAUAGAAGGUGUACGCGAAUGCCGUGAGGGGCGCGGCGCUCUUUCUCUUGGGAUGUUAUGAUUGUAUGAUAAUCGGGACAUUGGUCGUUUCGCAGUCGCUACUGCUCGGACGUGAGGCUGCUCAAUGCGUAUUUAUCGGCAGAGAGAGAGGGCUGCAGCAAAAGAGAAUUUGAGCAAAGCCGAUCUUCCUUAUCUUAUCAUCUUACGCGCUCGAGAUCUCGCGCUUCGCCUGUGACCUUCACCACCUUCAGUUCCACUUUCAUAUCCGCACCGCUCAUACACUGCCGACUACACGAACCAUCUCAUGGCCUCACGAGCCCCGCAAGUAACGCUCGAGCAAGCGCAAAAGAUCGUCGACCACCACCGAGGCGAGCACACACCUAUCACCUCGUUCGAAGAGGUCACAGAGCUCGGCGACAUCACGUACGUAUUACAUCCUCCGCCAACCUCUCCGGACUCCCUAGCAC
Punctularia strigosozonata HHB-11173 SS5 is the source of this 1000-nucleotide messenger RNA. RefSeq lists its product as uncharacterized. The transcript has 3 exons. The coding region runs from base 50 to 460 and encodes 136 amino acids. The record is from RefSeq and is a predicted model, not a curated record. NCBI's taxonomy places the organism in Eukaryota, Fungi, Basidiomycota, Agaricomycetes, Corticiales, Punctulariaceae.